Diplodia corticola is the source of this 2604-nucleotide messenger RNA. RefSeq names its product serine threonine protein kinase. The record is from RefSeq and is a predicted model, not a curated record. Gene Ontology annotation, molecular function: protein serine/threonine kinase activity; ATP binding. NCBI's taxonomy places the organism in Eukaryota, Fungi, Ascomycota, Dothideomycetes, Botryosphaeriales, Botryosphaeriaceae. Bases 1 to 2604 code for a protein of 867 amino acids. The transcript has 6 exons. Gene Ontology annotation, biological process: peptidyl-serine phosphorylation; peptidyl-threonine phosphorylation.
AUGGUCGACUCAGAGCUCGACUCGGAGCUCCACCAGGAGUUUCGUGUCUGGAUCGAGAGCCAAAAGAUAAGGGGAAUCGGUGCUCCAGGGGCAGCUGCUGAUCCUUCUUACGUGCCCCAACAAAGAGUCGUCGAGUAUUUCAAAGCCAGCAAGACGAUCAGCCAACUUCUACAGCGCCUCAAGCCCGACGGAGGGUUGGAGGCGUAUCAAAGCACCAUCUCCAAAGAAUACCCAAAGGUUCUUUGCGUCUUGCUCAUCAUCGGCCAAGGUCGUCAGAUCGAAACCUUUGUUCGCUACACCAGCCUUUGCGAUACUCGACUGCCCUUCGACCACAAGCCCGCAAACUUCCCAUUUGCCUAUGAUGGAUCUGAUUUCUUUGGGCGGUUCAAGGAGGUUCAAUGGCAGUUCUGCGCCCAGCCUCUUACCUACAACAUGGACCUGGUCUAUGAAGACGCUCGAAUCCUACCCAUCAUGACAAAGGAUCCAAUUGGCAGAGGGGGGACAUCAAAUAUCUUCAAGAUCACUCUCCCACAGGCCUACGAUGAGCUUGAGCCGCACGGCAGCUCUGAGAAGAAGCACGCAGGAUUCCGUCAUGCCCACACCUACGUCGUCAAGACUUACUGCACAAGAGAUGCCAAAUCGUUAUAUUCCAACGAGAUACGCGCCUUCAGACGGGUUCUGGCUGCCGGUAGCAACCAGGGUUUCGUACCUGGCUUGAUUGGGUUCCAUGGUAAUUUCACACAUGGCGGCACGCACAAUGUGCUCCUGGAGUAUGCCGAUAAAGGAACUCUUGAGCAGUACUUCAACGAUGUCCCGCCGCCUACAACAGAAGAGGACAUUUUAUCCUUCUGGCGCGGUCUCUUCUACCCAAUCGUUGCCCUCCUCAAAAUCCAUAAUCUCAACGACCAGGAUUUGGAGAAUGCGGACUUCUUCCAAGGCUGGCACCAAGACAUCAAGCCCGACAACAUUCUCGUCAUCAGCAACGACAGGCCAUCUGCCUACAAGUACGAGUUCAAACUCGCUGACCUCGGGCUUAGCCACUUCAGAAAACCCCAGUCCGCAACUGGUGAGAUGACUGAUACGGACGCAUGGGGCACAAAAACAUACGGAGCUCCAGAAACUUACCGGAAUGACAGCCUGGUUGGCCCUACCAGCCUGCGUGUCACCAAGUCCGUCGACAUAUGGUCUCUCGGCUGUGUCUACAGCGAGGCAGCAACAUGGCUCGUUCUCGGUAAGGAAGGCUUGCAGAGGUAUCGCGCCGACCGCAAGGAAGAAACGGACAAAAUCCCGAAUCACAAGGACGACGCAAGCUUCCAUAAUGGCGAGAAAAUGCUCUCAUCCGUCGAGCGCACACACCAUCGCAUUGUGGAAAGCAAGCGCAGGACAGACCAUAUCACCCGCGCUGUGCUCAUUACCAUGGUCCAAGAGAUGCUCGGUGAAGAGAGUGCGCGCCCCACUGCGAAACAGCUGUGGGUGAAGUCACAGAUGAUUCUCAGGCAGGCCAAAGACGCAAGGCAAAGCUCCAUGUGGAGCUCGUCUAAUGGAAGUCCAUCGUCGUCCAGGACCCCCACGCUCAAAGACGCUCCCCAAGAACCGCAGGCUGGAACUCGUCAAAACUCACGGGCUCAGUCGGCCUAUGCGCCGAUCUCGAGAGGGAGCAUCCGGAUCGAAACGGGAAACUCCAUCACUGGCGAAAGGAGACGUAUUGAGCACAGCCCGGAAAGGAUUCAAGGAACACCGCAAGACGCCGGGUCGCCGCCACAAGCUCACUCACCAUCCGAUGCAAGGCAUUCCAACCAGUAUUCAAGCUCUACCGGACGACCAAGCACCUCUCAGCCCGAGAGGACGAGUUCCUACUGGUCUGUGGAUGCAGCAUACCUUUGGGAAAAGGCACAAAGAACACGAAGGCUAAAAGCAAAAAGCGACCCGGAGGGCGGGGAAAGAUUUAUGGAACUGAUCAGCAAACGUGAUCAUGUCUUCAUAGUCGAUGAUUCCAACUCUAUGCGAAGCGCGGAUUGGUCUCUUGUGACCUCACGAUUCUCCCUGCUUGCAUACAUCGUCAAAGUCGCCGAUCCCGAUGGCCUGGAUCUGUAUUUCUCCUCUUCGAGCAAGCGACUUCAUUCCAACAAGUCAUCCGAAUUGACCGAAGCUGUCAAGAAAAGGCACUCACUGGGCGUGGGCCACGAAAAUUUGAGAAUGGUACUCGAGACUGUGUUCAAAUUGUUUCGGGCGUCAUUCUUCGGAAGCGGCAGUAGCAAAAGCUUCUUCGGGAAGCGAGUGUCAAAGCAAGGCAAGCCGAUGACCUGCUACAUCCUGACCGACGGAGCCUGGUGCUCGGACAGCAACUGCGACCUCGAAAGAGUGAUCAGGGAGUUUGUGGAUGAGCUUCUCAGGAAGGAGACUCAGCCAAGGGACUUUGGCAUCCAAUUCAUCAGUUUCGGGAGUCACCAGGAGGGCCUCGACACUUUACAGCACCUCGACAGCGGAUUGCGCUUGCCAAGGGACAUCGUCGACACCGAGUCUGCGAGUGGAGAUGUCUGGAAGAUGCUUCUUGGGUCGAUCAACAAGAUUUUCGAUGGCGACGCGCAAGAGCAUCCUCUGUAA